Messenger RNA from Tetrapisispora phaffii CBS 4417, 414 nucleotides. It is a transcript of the gene IGO2, whose product is annotated as phosphatase regulator. Gene Ontology annotation, molecular function: protein phosphatase inhibitor activity. The coding region runs from base 1 to 414 and encodes 137 amino acids. The transcript has a single exon. The record is from RefSeq and is a predicted model, not a curated record. NCBI's taxonomy places the organism in Eukaryota, Fungi, Ascomycota, Saccharomycetes, Saccharomycetales, Saccharomycetaceae. Gene Ontology annotation, cellular component: cytoplasm.
AUGAAUCCAACAACAUUUAAUGACACGGGUAUUUCACCAACAAACAGUUCAGAGAACUUAAAAAACGCUGAAGCUGAUGGAGUCCCACUUUCCAAAUUAACUCCUGAAGAAUUGAAACUUUACAAACUAUAUGGGAAACUACCCUCAAAAAGAGAUUUAUUCAAACAUAACAUGCAAGAAAGAAAAUAUUUCGAUAGUGGGGAUUAUGCAUUGAAAAAAGCAGGUUUGCUUCAUAAAGAUGAUAUGAACUCGAAUCUAAAUAGUACAAAUACUUUGCCUGUAACAAAUCCUAGUGGGUUAAGGGAAUCAAUAAUACGGAGAAGAAUGAGCACUAGUACCGGCACUGACAACGACACCGUAGCUAGACAAGGAAGUAUAUCUAGUGGUCCACCACCAAAGUCACCAAACAAAUAA